Molecule: messenger RNA, 357 nt
Organism: Plasmodium fragile
Lineage: Eukaryota; Apicomplexa; Aconoidasida; Haemosporida; Plasmodiidae
Exons: 2
Coding region: 1-357 (118 amino acids)
Source: RefSeq, a predicted model, not a curated record
AUGCAUUUAAAGGAAGCGGAGUUCCCAAAAAAUGAGGCCUCCACAAAAUUGAGCCAGAGUAGAGAAACUUCCAUGUGUGAAGAAGAUGAAGUUUUCUCCAAUUCGACCUUGUCUGAUGCUGAAAGUUGCUACCAGUUUUGGAAAAACGCCAACAGGGGAGAUAUUUUUGAAAUAUGCGAAGAGUUCGAAUGUUCUGAAGAUGAAGGUGAGGUAAACGACAUGGCACACAAUUUUAACGCACCCAAAUUGCACUCCAGCAUGGAAACUAACACGGCACCCAUUGACAUGGGCACCACGGUGGAGGGUGACACAUGUAUGCAGGAAGAACUGGAGAAUCCCGUAUCACGUGGAAAUUAG